AUGGCUUCUUUAUCAGAAUCAACUUAUUAUCAGGACCAAGCCUCGGCUCCAGCUUCAACAUUCUAUAACUCAACUAAUCAAUCAGAUCCACAUACACUUAUAGACGGAACAGGUUCACCGUCCUCAGGUUCCAGUCAUCUGACACCCUACUAUGAUACUAUGAACCAGACCUCAGCACAAUCUCCUGUUCACCACCAGAUAUCACAACAGGCAUUCUACGAGGAACAGCCCGAGCAAGCCAGCCCUCCAGCAGAUGUCUCAGCUGAGCAACCUUUCUAUGUCAACGCAAAACAAUACCACCGCAUAUUGAAGAGAAGAAUUGCUCGUGCCAAGUUGGAAGAGAACUUGAAAAUUGCCAGAACAAGGAAACCUUACUUGCACGAAUCGAGACACAAACAUGCCAUGAGAAGACCGAGAGGUCAAGGAGGUCGUUUCUUGACGGCUGCUGAAAUAGCCGAAAAGGAAAGGCUCGAAAAAUUGAAAGAAUUCGAAGACAAACAAAACGAAGACUCUGAGGAGUCCACUAAAUUAGAGACCGCUACUAAAGUAGAAAAUGAGUCUAUUCCAGCUCCUGCGAAUGGAGUUGCAGAGAUCUCAAAAGGAAAUGAAGCCAAUACUUCUGAGAAAACGAAUUCUACAACAACUAAUGUUGAAGAUUCCAUCUUCGAGAACUUGAUGAGCAACACUGAAUAG
This is a messenger RNA of Scheffersomyces stipitis CBS 6054, 693 nucleotides long. It is a transcript of the gene HAP2, whose product is annotated as Hap2p. Gene Ontology annotation, molecular function: RNA polymerase II cis-regulatory region sequence-specific DNA binding; DNA-binding transcription factor activity, RNA polymerase II-specific. Gene Ontology annotation, biological process: regulation of transcription by RNA polymerase II. Lineage: Eukaryota; Fungi; Ascomycota; Pichiomycetes; Serinales; Debaryomycetaceae. Bases 1 to 693 code for a protein of 230 amino acids. The record is from RefSeq and is a predicted model, not a curated record. Gene Ontology annotation, cellular component: CCAAT-binding factor complex. The transcript is spliced from 2 exons.